UUUAUCACCAGUCAGUGACUUAUCGCCCAGUCACGCGUCCCACCCACCCACAACUGUUUGGGUUCCGUAUAAAUGAGCAGCGGUGGACUUGUGGGUUUAGCCACCGCCCUUGCCCUUUCUGGCGUCUCUAUUUCCAGGGAAUCUUUGCAGACUUUGGCGUGUUUUUACGUUUUGCUUUCACUUUUCCACACGCGAGCAGAGCGUGCCUCCGUCGUCGCGUGACCCUCAGGAAAACUGUACUUCAUCAGUCAUGGCCUCCAUUAGCAGUUCAAACACCGGUUUUGCCUUGGACCUGCUCCGCACUCUGAGCCAAGGAAAUCCCACCGGGAACAUCUUCGUCUCCCCGCUGAGCAUCAGCUCGGCCCUGGCUAUGGUUUACCUGGGUGCUCAAGGAGACACUGCUGCUCAGAUGGCACAGGCCCUCUCAUUCAGCUCUGGUGAAGGUGUCCACGCAGACUUCCAGAAACUGAACGCUGACAUCAACUCGCCAUCUGCAUCAUACAUCCUGAAACUAGCCAACCGUCUCUACGGAGAAACUACCGCUAACUUCCUUCAGAAAUUCCUCAACGACACACAGAAGCACUACCAGGCAGACCUGAAGGCUGUUGAUUUCAUCGGGGCACCUGAGGCGUGCAGAGCGGAGAUCAACAGCUGGGUCGAGCAGCAGACAGAGAAUAAGAUCAAAGAUCUUCUUAAGCCAGGAACAGUCACCCCAAUGACGAGAUUGGCUCUGGUUAAUGCUAUCUACUUCAAGGGCAACUGGAUGAAUCGCUUUGAUGUGGCAAACACCAAAGAGAUGACCUUUAAAGUCAACCAGAAUGAGGCCAAGCCGGUCAAGAUGAUGUACCAGAUGAAGAAGCUGCCCUACAACUACAUCCCUGAGCUCGGUCUGCAGAUCCUGGAGCUGCCGUACGUGGAUGAGGAGCUCAGCAUGUUCAUCCUGCUGCCUCAGGAGUCCACGGACGGCUCUGACCCUCUGCUGAAGCUGGAGACUGAGCUAACAAGGGAGAAGCUGGACGAAUGGACCAACAGGGGCAACAUGGACGUCCACUCAGAAGUCCUGGUUCACCUGCCCAAGUUCAAGCUGGAGGAAGACUACGAGCUGAACGAGCCUCUGAUCAAACUGGGCAUGACAGACGUGUUCUGUGGGGCAAAGGCCGAUUUGUCCGGCAUGAACGGGGAACGAGGACUCUUCCUGUCUACAGUGGCCCACAAGGCCUUUGUGGAGGUGAACGAGGAGGGGACGGAGGCGGCUGCAGCCACAGCCGGCCUGAUAGCAUUCUGUAUGUUUAGGGAGGAACACUUCACAGCGGACCACCCCUUCCUCUUCUUCAUCAGGCACAAUAAGACCAGGUCCAUCCUCUUCCUUGGCAGGUUCUCGUCUCCUCAGUAGACAGAACCAGCAGAGUAAGAUGUUGGGCCAAUUCAAAUAAAAAAUGUGCUAAAU
Etheostoma cragini (Arkansas darter) is the source of this 1447-nucleotide messenger RNA. RefSeq names its product serpin peptidase inhibitor, clade B (ovalbumin), member 1 (gene serpinb1). The record is from RefSeq and is a predicted model, not a curated record. Gene Ontology annotation, biological process: negative regulation of endopeptidase activity. Gene Ontology annotation, molecular function: serine-type endopeptidase inhibitor activity. The transcript is spliced from 7 exons. NCBI's taxonomy places the organism in Eukaryota, Metazoa, Chordata, Actinopteri, Perciformes, Percidae. Bases 251 to 1393 code for a protein of 380 amino acids.